AUGUCAAACAGAGCACGGCCGACACAGUCCAGAUACCAAGAAACCAGGGCCGUCGCCGCGGCUAUGAUGCCACCCGCGGCCGUCGCCCUCGCGCUCCUUGUGGUCUCGACGCUGCAGCCCCGGGCGGCGGUGCAGGCGCAGGUGUCGGCCGCUCCGGCGGCGGCUCCGGCGCCCAGCUGGGGGGAACUGGACUGCACGGGCGCGCAGCUCAACCUGUCCUCCUGCCUGACGUACGUGGAGUCCGGGAGCGCGCUGACGCGGCCGGAGAAGGGCUGCUGCGGGGCGCUCUCCGGCGUCGUGGACGGCGAGGCCGCCUGCCUGUGCGGGCUCGUGGGCGGGUACGGGUCCUUCGGGGUCCGCGUUGACGCCGUGCGUGCGCUGGCGCUGCCCACCAUCUGCCGCGUCGAAGCGCCGCCGCCCAGGCUCUGCGCCAUGCUGGGCUUGCCCGGCGCGGAGCCGCCGGGCGGCGCCGUGCCCCCGGCGUCAGGGUACGGCACGCCGGCGACGACGCCAGCAACGUCAGCCGCGAACGGCGGCCCCGCGACGCACCGGAGCCGAAGGCGUCCUCUCCUCCUCGUGCUCCUCCCGUACUGCGCCGCGCUCUUCACGCUGCUGCCGUAA
This is a messenger RNA of Triticum turgidum subsp. durum (durum wheat), 621 nucleotides long. The record is from the annotation of a GenBank genome assembly. Lineage: Eukaryota; Viridiplantae; Streptophyta; Magnoliopsida; Poales; Poaceae.